Messenger RNA from Balaenoptera ricei (Rice's whale), 2544 nucleotides. RefSeq names its product exosome component 9 (gene EXOSC9). NCBI's taxonomy places the organism in Eukaryota, Metazoa, Chordata, Mammalia, Artiodactyla, Balaenopteridae. The coding region runs from base 83 to 1402 and encodes 439 amino acids. Gene Ontology annotation, biological process: nuclear mRNA surveillance; exonucleolytic trimming to generate mature 3'-end of 5.8S rRNA from tricistronic rRNA transcript (SSU-rRNA, 5.8S rRNA, LSU-rRNA); nuclear polyadenylation-dependent mRNA catabolic process. The record is from RefSeq and is a predicted model, not a curated record. The transcript has 13 exons. Gene Ontology annotation, cellular component: nuclear exosome (RNase complex); cytoplasmic exosome (RNase complex).
UACGAGCAGGGUGCGCGUGAAGAGGUGCAGGGUGUCUUCUCCCGACGCGUUCCAGUGCCUGUGCGUCCCCUGACCCGACAGUAUGAAGGAGACGCCACUCUCAAACUGCGAGCGCCGGUUUCUACUCCGCGCCAUCGAAGAGAAAAAGCGGCUGGAUGGCAGACAAACCUAUGAUUAUAGGAACAUCAAGAUCUCAUUUGGAACAGAUUAUGGGUGCUGCAUUGUGGAACUUGGAAAAACAAGAGUUCUUGGACAGGUUUCCUGUGAACUUGUUUCUCCAAAACUCAAUAGGGCAACAGAAGGUAUUCUUUUUUUUAACCUUGAACUCUCUCAGAUGGCUGCCCCAGCUUUUGAACCUGGCAGGCAGUCAGAUCUCUUGGUGAAGUUGAAUCGCCUCUUGGAAAGAUGUCUCAGAAAUUCGAAGUGUAUAGACACUGAAUCUCUCUGUGUUGUUGCUGGUGAAAAGGUUUGGCAAAUACGCGUGGACCUACAUUUGUUAAAUCAUGAUGGAAACAUUAUUGAUGCUGCCAGCAUUGCUGCAAUUGUAGCCUUAUGUCACUUCCGAAGGCCUGACGUCUCUGUCCAGGGAGAUGAAGUAACACUGUAUACACUUGAGGAGCGUGAUCCUGUGCCAUUGAGCAUCCACCAUAUGCCCAUUUGUGUCAGUUUUGCCUUCUUCCAGCAAGGAACAUAUUUAUUGGUGGAUCCCAAUGAACGAGAAGAACGUGUAAUGGAUGGCUUGCUGGUGAUUGCCAUGAAUAAGCAUCGAGAGAUUUGUACCAUCCAAUCCAGUGGUGGGAUAAUGCUGCUAAAAGACCAAGUUUUGAGAUGUAGUAAAAUAGCUGGUGUGAAGGUAGCAGAAAUUACAGAGCUAAUACAGAAAGCUUUGGAGAACGACCAGAAAGUUAGGAAAGAAGGUGGAAAGUUUGGCUUUGCAGAAUCUAUAGCAAAUCAAAAGAUCACAGCAUUUAGAAUGGAAAAGGCCCCUGUUGAUACCUCCGAUGUAGAGGAGAAAGCAGAAGAAAUCAUCUCUGAAGCUGAACCUCCUUCAGAAGUUGUUUCGAAACCUGUGCUGUGGACUCCUGGAACCGCCCAAAUUGGAGAGGGAAUAGAAAACUCCUGGGGUGAUCUUGAAGACUCUGAGAAGGAAGACGAAGAUGAAGGUGGCAGUGAUGAAGCUAUCAUUCUUGAUAGUAUAAAAAUGGACACGGGAGAAGUCUCUAAUAUUGGAAGCCAAGAUGCCCCUAUAGUGCUCUCAGACAGUGAAGAAGAAGAAAUGAUCAUUUUAGAACCAGAUAAGAAUCCGAAGAAAAUAAGAACACAGACCAUCAGUGCAAUACAAGUAAGAGCACCAAGUAAAAAGCCAGUGAAAAAGAGAAAAAAGAAGAGAGCUGCUAAUUAAAGUUCACAUAGUUGUAUAUUUGUAUAUAACUAUUAAAAAGCAAGUCUUAUGGCCUGAAUUCUUUAAGCACACCUUUCAAAUCCAAGUAUUAAUAGUAAGCAAGCUUUCUACCUAACAGAUGCUAUUAAACAGGUAAGACAAAACGCUUCAAACAGUGUAGGUGGUUGAAUAGCUCUUCCAGUUCAGUACAUCUAGACAACUGUCAGUUGUAUAGGACAGUUAUUUAACCUAUCUGGCACAAGCAUUUACAGCACAAGGUGGAUGUGUGAGGACGUCGUCAUACAUACCCAGCUUUGUCCCGUGACAGUGUAGAGUGCUAAAUGGAAGGCCGCUGCGGCGAUAACUGAUGGCAAAUACUUUAGAUAUGGGUCAGCAUCUAUCAAACUUAACUCUCCCAAAAACUGGAAUGAAAAAGUAAAUAAGCUUUAUGAUCAUAAGAGCUCUGGAAUUCAAACCUCAAAUCCUUACCUUCUGACCGAAUAUUUUGCUGUCUUUAAGACUGGCUCUGUAGCAACCAUCGCCACAUCUUUAAAUAUAUCCACUACCGUGUUUUGCUUCAUUCUCAUCCUGUAUUUUUCCUCCUUUAAUAGCUUUAAAAACAACCCUGCUGGCUACCAUUUCCCAAGACUUCAUCCUCAUACCACUAUUCCUAGUGCUUUCUCCAUUUAUGUUUUCUUUUGCCAAUGAUGAUAGGCUUUCUUUCAUACUGCAGCACUAACCUGUCCCCAGAAUACUAAAUCCCUUGACCAAGGCUGUAUAAUGAAACUAGAGCUUGCCCCUAAUUGUGACCUUAGAAUCUUCAUUCAACAAAAUGAAAAGAACUUACCAUUGCUAAACUUUCAACUUUGCAGUUUGCAGACUGCUGGUGCAGAAAGUACUGGGUAAGAAACUGAUUUAUUGUUGGUGCAGCUAAGUCAAAAGCAAGGACUUUCAAAACUAGGUGCUCCAUUCUCAGAACUUGUUUCUUGGUAUAAGUGUCAUCUGUAAUGUAUACAAAUUCUGCUACUUCUGGGGGGUAUAUUUCUUCAAACUUUCUACAAUGAAAGGAGUUUUAAGUAAUCAGUCCUUUUAUAAGAAAAGCAAGCUUGUUUAUCCCGACUUGAAAUCCCUUAAGCAGAAUAAAUGGAACGAAUGCAAAACCA